UCUAUUACUACAAUACCCCAAAAAUUAAGGAAAAGGCAAGACCAAAGAGGAAACAAAGCUGGGAAGAAGAUGGACUAUCUUCAAAGACUUCCUCAACACAGAAGCAGCAGACAAGUACAAAUGAAGGUGAAGUUGUAGUUAUUCAGUAAAACAGUUUAGUGUAUUAGUUCGGAGAUAGAUUGUGGUGCUCCGAAAAUGGCGAUGAUGAGAGAGAAAUCAUGGAAGUUGACCUUCUUCUUCUGCUUGAUCUGGGCACUCACCAUCUUAUAUGGCGAGAUGUUUGCUUACUGGCUUCCUUUUCUCUGGUCUUAUUCUUGGCCUCAUCUUCACUCCUCCUCUUCUUUGGGAGGAGAUAUGUCAGGUGAUUUCGUGAAAGUAGCUGUCCUCACUGACCCACAGCUGAUGGACAGAACCUCCCAUGAUUUUGGUCCCAAAUCAGUUGCUUUGGAGAUUGCUACAUUUUACUCAGAUUUGUACAUGCGCAGAGCAUUUCUUUCUACCAUUUUGCCUUUCAAGCCUGAUGCAAUUUUAUUCUUGGGUGACUACUUUGAUGGUGGUCCACAACUGUCAAAUAAAGAAUGGCAGGAAUCUUUGAGCCGGUUCAAGCAUAUCUUUGAUCUGGGCGAACGAGGAAAAACCAAAGAUAUUCCAGUUUACUACAUUCCUGGAAAUCACGACGUUGGCUAUGCAGGUCAUAUUUUCCAUAAGCCAGAGGUUAUGGAACGUUAUGAAGGCACCUUUGGCAAAAGAAAUUAUAAUUUUACUAUUGGAAAAGUAGACUUUGUUGCUAUUGAUGCCCAAACCAUUGAUGGUAACUUGGAAGAUCAUACAACUUCCUCUACUUGGUCGUUUUUGGAUGGUGUCUCUACGGGUGUAGGAACAAAUCCAAGGGUGCUAUUGACUCAUAUCCCGCUGUACCGACCUGAUUGGACUCCUUGCCCGUACCGUUCUUCAGAAGUCAUCAAUCAGAGGAUUACUCGUUCUGCUUAUGAUCAAAGGAUACUAUACCAGAACUAUGUCACUGAGGAGUCUGCAAAGCAUAUAUUGGACUCCAUUCAGCCUGUACUUGUCCUCUCUGGUCAUGAUCAUGACCAGUGUACGGUCAACCACAAGACAAAAUAUGGUUCCGUCAAGGAGCAUACUCUUGGGACGUUAAGUUGGCAACAAGGGAACUUGUAUCCAUCGUUCAUGCUUCUAUCUGUUAGCAAUUUUACACAUACGAAUGGAUCUUCUUCGGAACCAGUCGUACUUACUCAAUUGUGCUUUCUUCCUAAGCAAUUAUUCAUAUAUAUAUGGUAUAUCAUACUUUUUGUUGUAACCAUCGUUGCCUUGUCUAUUUUGCCUACGUAUGACAUUCAGUUCCAUUUCGGGCAUCUGAUGACAAAGAUAAAUAAAUUCGUCAAAGACGAUCUUUUUUCAAGUGGUAGAAAAGAGAAAAAUGAAGACGAAAAUUGUGAGUAUGAUAUGAUGUGGGAUGCAGAAGGAGGCUUGCAUCUUAUCAAGAAGCAUAGUAAAGCCCCUUUGGUUGUGUCAAAGGAGAUGAGUUCUGCAGAAAGAGGCAAUGCUGUGAUACGUGCUGCUAGGAAACAGAUGGUUCAGGAGCAAGAGAGUGCAACGAAAGUGGACAUUAAUGGUGAAUCUGAUGUGAAAAACUUGCCAAGAUCAAGCAAACCAUUUACGAGGGUAAUGGUGCAACGAUGUAAUCGGGUGGUUGGGAUGGUUUUGGUAAUUGCUGUGGUGAAUGUCCCACUAUACAUGAUGCUCUUGUUCAAAGAUUGGGGCGAACAAUGAUACAGUCCGGUGAGGGGCUUUGUUGUAAUAUUCAUGUAACUUUUACAAGGUUAGAGUUAACUGUAAAUCCAGAAUGAAUGUUGUAAUAAUUAAUGUAACAUUAAAAUGGUUGUAACUUGUAAUGUCUGGUAUAGCGCGCUCUUGUAGUGGAAGAACGCACAUCUCCUGUUGUACUGAAGUAGUACUUAGCUUGUAACAAACUUAUAUUUCCGUAGUAUUAUUAGUAUUUUCAUUUUA
Messenger RNA from Spinacia oleracea (spinach), 2028 nucleotides. RefSeq lists its product as uncharacterized. Lineage: Eukaryota; Viridiplantae; Streptophyta; Magnoliopsida; Caryophyllales; Amaranthaceae. Gene Ontology annotation, cellular component: endoplasmic reticulum. The transcript is spliced from 13 exons. The coding region runs from base 196 to 1791 and encodes 531 amino acids. Gene Ontology annotation, biological process: GPI anchor biosynthetic process. The record is from RefSeq and is a predicted model, not a curated record. Gene Ontology annotation, molecular function: hydrolase activity.